AUGGCUCUGGAUCCGCCUUAUAGAUUCUACCUUCUCACAUUCCCUCGUACAGCGUCCAAUCUCGUAAUGCGCAUGCUCAAUCUUCCGAACCAGCCCGGUUUACUUCCAGGUUCGAAGAACGAGUACUUCUUUGGACCUGCCUGGGGCUGGAAAUUCCAGCAUCACACUGUCGGAAGACCCGUUGAUGAGUUGAAGGAAUGGGAAAGAAACGAGUUGCGUGAUUCCUACCAGGCCUGUUUCGACGCACUCACCGAGCAAGUCGAUGCCGCAGCUGUGCAGGGGAAACCCAUUUUGGUGAAAGAACAUGUCGGCUGGUUGACGGAGCCCGUGGCUGAGACGAAAUUCGUCUUCGGAGAGCAUAGUACUCGUGAGCUGCCAUGGACCAUCCAGACGCCCUCCUCCUCCUGCACGCACUCGGCGCGGAACGAGACCAUUCUACCUGAUGAAUAUCUAAAGACCUGGCUGCCUACUUUCCUGAUCCGGCAUCCUGCGCUGACCUUCCCGUCCAUCUAUCGUACCACCAUCGACAACGAGGGUCGACAAGCAGCAAGAGACGAUCCCGCGCACGUUCUGGAGAUGACAGUGCACUGGUCGCGGUCGCUCUACGAUUGGUACAUUCAACAGGAACAUCUGUCUCGAUUCAAUGCCGAGAACGGGACGAAUUGGCCUAUUAUUCUUGAUGCUGAUGAUGUUAUACUGAACCCUCAAGUCAUGCUCAGGUAUAGCAAGAUCAUUGGUCUUGACCCAUCACUGUUGGCAUUCUCGUGGGAGGCUACUAGUAAUGAGAGACUAGAGCAAAUGUCUAAGAUGGAAAGACGGAUGCUCUCGACCAUAUCAGCAUCUACCGGCAUUUUGAAAGAGAAGGUGUCAGCGGAUCUGAAUAUUGAUAUAGAAGUGAGCAAAUGGGAGACCGCGUUUGGCAAAGAAGAAGCAGAGAAACUCGCCAGCUGGGUAAAGGCCGCGAUGCCAGACUACGAAUAUAUGAGGGAAAGACGACUGGGGCCGGCGUAA
This is a messenger RNA of Capronia epimyces CBS 606.96, 1011 nucleotides long. RefSeq lists its product as uncharacterized. The transcript has a single exon. Bases 1 to 1011 code for a protein of 336 amino acids. The record is from RefSeq and is a predicted model, not a curated record. Lineage: Eukaryota; Fungi; Ascomycota; Eurotiomycetes; Chaetothyriales; Herpotrichiellaceae.